Molecule: messenger RNA, 2998 nt
Organism: Vitis riparia (riverbank grape)
Lineage: Eukaryota; Viridiplantae; Streptophyta; Magnoliopsida; Vitales; Vitaceae
Product: CDPK-related kinase 1-like
Exons: 11
Coding region: 783-2510 (575 amino acids)
Biological process (GO): protein autophosphorylation; intracellular signal transduction; peptidyl-serine phosphorylation
Cellular component (GO): nucleus; cytoplasm
Molecular function (GO): calcium/calmodulin-dependent protein kinase activity; calmodulin binding; calcium-dependent protein serine/threonine kinase activity
Source: RefSeq, a predicted model, not a curated record
GGAUCAAUAAGGACAGGCUGGAAGGAUCCAAACCCCAACCCCACUCCAUUAUUGUUACGAGUCCCCUCCCCUCUCCAUCCCUCUAAUAAAGUGGUAUUUUCACACAUAACCCCAUCAACUACAGAAAAAAAAGGAAAGUUAGCUUACAGAAAAGCAGAAAAAGGAGGCUCUGUUUCUUUUCUUUUUCUUGCAGCUUAUGCUAAGCAUCUUUUCCUCACUUCUCCUCUCUUGUCAUUCUUCUUUUUCUUCUUACAAAAUUUUUGGGGUUUCUUGCUUUGGGGUUGAACCUUGCCUGUCGUUCUUCUUCUCUUCCUUCUCCUGAAAUUUGCUUCACGUUGGGCUUAUUUUAAUGUCGGUUUCUGCCUGGCAUUGUUUGUUUGCUCAGGAAAGUUGAAUUGCUUUUUUUUUUUUUUUCCUAUUUGUUUCGGGGUUGUAUUUUUCUUUCUUGGGAUUCUGUUUUUUUCUUUUGGAAGUCUCUUUACAUUUGAAUUUUUUAGUGAUAUUUCGUUCUGGGUUUUGUUCAAUCAACUGAAAAUUUCUGUCUCUGGGGUUUGAUUUUGAUUUCAGAGAUUGGAAAUUAACUUUCCUCUUGUACUGGGUUUUCUGUAGAUUCUGGGUAUUUUCUUUCUUGAAGUUCAUUUAUUGUUCAAGUUUCUCUGUCGAGCUUUGAUCUUCUCGAUUUCGUUUUCCACUUUUCUUUAUAAUUAUCCUAGAGAACUUCUGAGUUUUCUUGUCUACUUCCUCUGUCAUUCCUCUAAUUCUCUUUUCUUGGUUUUGAUUCCAUGGGACUCUGUCAGGGAAAACCCAUUGAAAACCCUCAGACACAGUCCCAAGACCUUAUAAUUCCCGGUGAUGGCGAGCUUUCUACCAACACCCAAACCACCAAAACCCCAAAAUUCCCCUUUUACAGCCCAAGUCCACUGCCUAGUGGUUUCAAGAACUCGCCAGCCAAUUCAAGCGUGAGUUCCACCCCCUUGCGGAUCUUUAAGCGGCCGUUUCCGCCACCUUCUCCGGCAAAGCAUAUUCGGGCAUUGCUUGCUCGAAGGCACGGUUCGGUUAAGCCGAAUGAGGCCACAAUUCCCGAAGGAAACGAGUGUGAAGUUGGUUUGGACAAGAACUUUGGGUUCUCGAAGCAGUUUGUAGCUCACUACGAGAUGGGUGAGGAGGUGGGGCGUGGCCAUUUUGGGUACACUUCUUCCGCCAAAGCCAAGAAAGGGAGCUUGAAGGGGCAGGAUGUUGCUGUCAAGGUUAUCGCCAAAUCAAAGAUGACUACAGCAAUUGCUAUUGAAGAUGUGAGAAGAGAAGUAAAAAUAUUACGAGCUCUAACUGGACAUAAGAACCUAGUGCAAUUCUACGAGGCCUACGAAGAUGAUGAUAAUGUUUAUAUAGUAAUGGAGUUAUGCAGAGGAGGUGAACUUUUAGAUAGAAUUCUUGCCAGGGGUGGAAAAUACUCUGAAGAAGAUGCCAAGGCUGUAAUGGUCCAGAUUUUGAAUGUAGUUGCCUUCUGUCAUCUCCAAGGUGUGGUUCACCGUGACCUUAAGCCAGAGAAUUUUCUUUUCAUUUCCAACGAAGAGAAUUCUCCACUGAAGGCUAUUGAUUUCGGACUUUCUGACUACGUAAAGCCAGAUGAGAGGCUGAAUGAUAUUGUAGGAAGUGCAUAUUAUGUAGCUCCUGAAGUUCUUCAUAGAUCAUAUGGGACCGAAGCUGACAUGUGGAGUGUUGGUGUAAUUGCUUAUAUUCUUCUAUGUGGAAGUCGGCCCUUUUGGGCCCGGACAGAAUCAGGCAUCUUCAAAGCUGUCCUUAAGGCAGAUCCAAGCUUUGAUGAAGCCCCUUGGCCUUCUUUAUCUUCUGAUGCAAUAGAUUUUGUAAAGAGAUUGUUGAAUAAAGAUUACCGCAAGAGGCUAACUGCUGCUCAGGCUCUAAGUCAUCCAUGGCUGGCCAAUUAUCAUGAUGUCAAGAUACCAUUGGAUAUGAUAGUAUAUAAACUUGUAAAAGCUUAUAUAUUCUCAUCUUCUCUGCGAAAAUCGGCUUUGGCGGCUCUUGCUAAGACAUUGAGUAUAGCUCAGCUAGCUUAUUUUCGGGAACAAUUUACACUUUUGGGGCCAAACAAAAGUGGAUUCAUAUCUCUGCAGAACUUUAAGACGGCUGUGACAAAGAACUCCACUGAUGCCAUAAAGGAUUCACGGGUCCUGGAAUAUGUCAGCAUGGUGGGUUCUCUUCAAUAUAGAAAGUUGGACUUUGAAGAAUUUUGCGCAGCAGCCAUAAGUGUGCUUCAGCUGGAAGGAAUGGAGAGCUGGGAGCAACAUGCACGGCGUGGGUAUGAGCUAUUUGAGAAGGAUGGAAAUAGGCCCAUUAUGAUAGAGGAACUUGCUUCAGAACUUGGACUUAGCCCAUCGGUACCUGUUCAUGUAGUUCUCCAAGACUGGAUAAGACACUCUGAUGGGAAGCUUAGCUUCUUAGGGUUUGUUAGACUCUUACAUGGUCCGUCUCGUGCAUUCCCCAAAGCGUAAAAACAAAUACCGAGCUACACUGGCUACAUCCUCAUCCUUUUUCUCUCCUUGAACUGGAAUGUCUUUAAGGGGAUAAAAUGCAUGCCUAAACCGAGAGCUACUCUUAACAAGCAAGUGUUGUGUCUUAGCUGCAUAAGGGGUUGCUGCAAGUUGAAAUUAGAGUAAAUGCAAAUGACCUUACCACCGAAGCCAGGCAUUGCUGGCAUAUCUCAUGUUGGGUAUGCUCUUUUUUUCUUCCUUAGUUGUCUUUUACUUGUUUUCUUGCCUUGUAUAAUUUUUUUCCCCAUGUUUGGUGCUAUUGCAAUCUAGAGGAUUGUACAGAUGAGAGUAGAUCACAAUGUAUUUAGGGGUUAGUGAAAAACUCAGAAGAACUGAAGUGAGUUUUGUGGUUUUUGGGUUUAUCCCUGGUGUACCCAAUGCACUUUGGUUUCUCAAUAAAUUCUUACUGUGAUCUACAGAAGUUGAAUGACUGAUAACUUCUUUUGUUA